UCGGAUUCAUGGAGCAUCAAAGUGCCCCUGCUCAUACCUUUCUUUGGACUGAUCAUUUGCACAGCAAACUACAUCGUACAAACAUCAUAUAUGAAUGCGUCUAUCUACUAUCUGCUUAUCAGUGACGCAUUUUUCGGCGUCUGCGGUGGAUUCGUCUCGAUAAUAUCCACGGCUAUUAGCUAUGGAGUUAAGACGACGACUACGUCUCGCAGGAGUGUUAGAAUAGCUAGCGUUGAAGCUGCUAUUGGACUCGGAGGCACCAUCGGAUACGUUCUUUCAGGAACCAUGAGGGAGUAA
Messenger RNA from Haemonchus placei, 297 nucleotides. Lineage: Eukaryota; Metazoa; Nematoda; Chromadorea; Rhabditida; Trichostrongylidae. The record is from the annotation of a GenBank genome assembly.